Messenger RNA from Capsicum annuum, 997 nucleotides. RefSeq names its product desiccation protectant protein Lea14 homolog. The transcript is spliced from 2 exons. The record is from RefSeq and is a predicted model, not a curated record. Bases 199 to 756 code for a protein of 185 amino acids. NCBI's taxonomy places the organism in Eukaryota, Viridiplantae, Streptophyta, Magnoliopsida, Solanales, Solanaceae. Gene Ontology annotation, cellular component: cytosol. Gene Ontology annotation, biological process: response to desiccation.
ACUCAUAUUACGGAAACAUAUAUAUGUACACUCACAAUCGAUGGAUAGCCGGUUGCGGAUUAAGUUAAUCCAUUCUAAAUUUUUAAAUCAUAUAUCAUAUCAAUUGACAGGCAUUCAAGUCUAUCUUAUCAUUUAUAUUGACAAUCUCAUUGUUUCCAUAUUUUUUGUUUAAGAGAGAUACGAAGAAAGAGAAGAAGGAUGGAUUUCGUAGACAAGACGAGGAAUUAUGUAUUAGAGAAGGUGGCGAAGAAAGUAGUGGACAUGGAGAAGCCAGAAGCAACGGUUGUGGAUGUGGAUGUGAAGAAGAUUAGCUUUGAUAGCAUUUCGUAUCAUGCUAAGGUCUCUGUUACAAAUCCAUACCAAGUUCUAAUUCCUAUCAUGGAGAUCGCUUACGUUGUCAAAAGCGCCGGCAGGAUAAUAGCCUCAGGUCUAAUUCCAGACCCGGGAUCACUUAAGGCAAAAAGCACAACCAUGGUAGACGUGCCAACGAAGGUUCCACAUAGCGCAUUAUUGAGCUUAGUGAGGGACAUUGCAGCAGAUUGGGAUAUUGAUUAUACACUUGAGCUGGGUUUCAUUAUUGACCUUCCUGUCUUUGGCAACUUCACCAUUCCCCUCACUUAUUCUGGUGAGUACAAGCUACCUACCUUGUCCGAUUUAUGGCGAGGUGACGAAGCAGAAGAAGAGAAAGAAGAGAAAACAGAGAAAGUGAAGAAAGAAGAAAAAGAAGAGAAAGAAAAGAAAGAAAGGAAAGAAUAGAAGGACAAGUAACAAGCUUUAUUUUGUGUUGUGUCAAUUACGAGUCAUGAAAGACAAUUAAAAUACAACAAGCUACUGCAUUGUAUAUUUUGUGGCAUUGUAUCUUUGUCCUUUUGCCAUAGUAUAUUUGAUAUUUUCCUUUUACUUUCUUUUAGGCAAGAAUGUUACUAUUUAGUACAAGUAUAGGGCUUGAUCUAUCUUAUUUAUCAUAAAAACAUCAAAUUAUAUAUUAUUUGAAAGA